This is a messenger RNA of Acanthochromis polyacanthus (spiny chromis), 2879 nucleotides long. RefSeq names its product PRP3 pre-mRNA processing factor 3 homolog (yeast) (gene prpf3). Gene Ontology annotation, cellular component: U4/U6 x U5 tri-snRNP complex. Lineage: Eukaryota; Metazoa; Chordata; Actinopteri; Pomacentridae. Gene Ontology annotation, biological process: mRNA splicing, via spliceosome. Bases 195 to 2291 code for a protein of 698 amino acids. The record is from RefSeq and is a predicted model, not a curated record. The transcript is spliced from 17 exons.
GAAGAAGAAAUGCGGGUUUCUGGUUCCGGGUCGAGCGGCAGAAACGUCGUGUGAACGGCGCCACUAAACUGAAAGUUUCUCACAAAACUCCGCAGUUUGAGCGUUUUAAACCGAUUAGACUGAAACAUUUCUGUUUGAUUUUAACAACGAACCCGGACUGACGUGGAUUAAGGACAAAAUUCAAGGACUGGAGGAUGUCUCUUCCGAAGCGAGAGGUGGAGGAGUUGAGGCCUUGGGUGGAGCGAACCGUGAAGAAGGUUCUGGGUUUCUCUGAACCCACGGUGGUCACUGCAGCUCUGCACUGUGUGGGGAAGGGCCUGGACAAAAGGAAGACCACAGACCAGCUGCGUCCGUUCCUCGAUGACUCUGCUGGAGGUUUCGUUGAGCGUCUUUUUGAAGCGCUGGAGGAAAGUCGCAUCGCUCGUGGAAACAAAGGAGGAGGAGAGAAGAACCGCAAGAGAGACCUGAAGGACGUGUUCGGAGACGAGUCUGAACCAGGCGUCAUGCGGGAACUUCCGGAGUCUGUCGGAGGGACGACGGCGAAGAGGAAACGAGUUCCUCGCUUUGAGGAGGUGGAGGAGCCGGAGGUGAUUCCUGGACCUCCAGCUGAGAGCCCCGGCAUGCUGACCAAGAUGCAGAUCAAACAGAUGAUGGAAGCCGCCACCAGACAGAUAGAAGAGAGGAAGAAGCAGCUGAGCUUCUCCUCCGUCCCUGGAGCUGGAUCUCAGGCUGACUCCCCUCCAGUCUCGCGGCUCCUCAGCAGUUCUGCUGCCGGUGGGUCGUCCAUCGCCCCGUCUCAGGCCGCCAGCUUCAUGAACGACGCCAUUGAGAAGGCCCGGAAGGCGGCCGAGCUGCAGGCCCGCAUCCAGUCCCAGCUGGCCAUGAAGCCCGGCAUUCUGGGAGUUCUGGGGAACAGCGGGCCUCACAACCUGGUGGCUCUGGCUAACCUCCACGCCAUGGGCAUCGCCCCGCCGAAAGUAGAGAUUAAGGAGGUGAACAAGCCGACGCCUCUGAUUCUGGACGAGAAGGGACGAACCGUGGACGCCAGCGGGAAGGAGGUGGAGCUCACACAUCGGAUGCCCACGCUGAAAGCUAACAUCCGAGCGGUGAAACGGGAGCAGUUCCGUCAGCAGCUGAAGGAGAAACCCGGAGACGACCUGGAGUCCACUUCCUACUUCGACCACCGGGUUUCCAUCACACCGGCGCAGCGAGCCCGACGGGGCUUCAAGUUCCACGACCAGGGCCGCUUCGAGAAGAUCGCUCAGAGGAUCAGAACUAAGGCUCAGCUGGAACGGCUGCAGAAUGAAAUCGCUCAGGCGGCCAGGAAGACGGGAAUCCAGGCGUCGACCAAACUGGCUCUGAUCGCCCCGAAGAAAGAGAUCGGAGAAGGAGAGGUGCCCAGCAUCGAGUGGUGGGACUCGUACAUCCUGCCCUCCAACAUAGACAUAAACCCCGACACUAAGUUUGAAGAGUUUGAUCUGUUUGGUGUGACCAACCUGGUGGAGCAUCCGGCUCAGAUCAGUCCUCCAGUGGACACAGAUAAACCGGUAACGCUGGGCGUCUAUCUGACCAAGAAAGAACAGAAGAAGCUGAGAAGACAAACACGGAGGGAGGGUCAGAAAGAAGUUCAGGAGAAGGUCCGUCUGGGUCUGAUGCCUCCUCCAGAGCCUAAAGUACGGAUCUCCAACCUGAUGAGAGUUUUGGGGACGGAGGCGGUUCAGGAUCCCACCAAAGUGGAAGCUCACGUCAGAGCGCAGAUGGCCAAGAGGCAGAAGGCCCAUGAGGAGGCGAAUGCAGCUCGGAAGCUGACAGCAGAGCAGAGGAAAGAGAAGAAGGUGAAGAAGUUAAAAGAAGACCUGACAGACGGCGUUCACAUCGCGGUGUACAGGAUCCGGAACCUGCAGAACCCUGCUAAGAAGUUCAAGGUGGAGGCCAACGCCAACCAGCUGUACCUGACAGGAACCGUGGUUCUGCACAAAGAUGUCAACCUGGUGGUGGUGGAAGGAGGCCCAAAAUCCCAGAAGAAGUUCAAGAGGCUGAUGAUGCACCGAAUCAAAUGGGAGGAACACAACAGCAAACGAGACGACCCAGACGGAGACGACGACACCAAGAGGAACAACAGAUGCUGGUUGAUCUGGGAGGGAACGGCUAAAGAGCGAAGCUUUGGGGACAUGAAGUUCAAGCAGUGUCCUACAGAGAGCAUGGCCCGGGAACACUUCAAGAAGCACGGAACCGAACAUUACUGGGACCUGGCUCUGAGUCAGAGUGUCCUGGAGCCCACGGACGACUGAAGCUGGAGGGAGAGCUCAGGUCCUUCAGUCCCUCAUUUCACUCCUUAAUUCCUAUCCCCUAUCCCUCCUUCCUCUCCUCCUUCCUUCUCUCCUUCCUUCCUUGGUUCCCAGACCCUUGGUGGCCCGUUGGUCGUCGGCUGGAUCCCCCAGAGACUUGAACCUGGAGCCGUGUGUGUGUGUGUGUGUGUGUGUGUGUGUGUGUGUGUGUGUGUGUGUGUGUGUGUGUGUGUGUGUGUGUGUGUGUGUGUGUGUGUGUGUGUGUGUGUGUGUGUGUGUGUGUGUGUGUGUGUGUGUGUGUGUGUGUGUGUGUGUGUGUGUGUGUGUGUGUGGCUGUGGAUCCGGCUGUUUGUCGGCUUCUCUGAUGUUAUCUCUGAAUGAAUGGAUGCAGUCUGACAGAUUGUGAUGAUUGUGUUACGAGCAGAAGAACCUCCACUGAUGACAAACGGUGAACCAACACAAUGAGAAUGAAGCUGAAGGACCCGAGGUGGUGAUGUUACAGAGUUUAAAAGCUCUCCUUUUAGUUUUUCUUUUUCAGAAAUGAGCUGUUUGUCUGUAACUCAGAGGAUGAAAUAAACCAAAUCUAACCGA